This is a messenger RNA of Paraglomus brasilianum, 1902 nucleotides long. The record is from the annotation of a GenBank genome assembly. Lineage: Eukaryota; Fungi; Glomeromycota; Glomeromycetes; Paraglomerales; Paraglomeraceae.
AUGAAUUCGUCCAAGCAUGAACAGGCCGUUGCAGAGUUGAAUUCACCAGAUCGGACGACGUGUUUAAAUGCUCUUCGGUUUAUUAAAAACAACGUCAUUGGCAAUAAGACAAAGAAAGAUCUCUACAUUCAACUCAAUGUCAUACCAAAGCUGGUCAAAUUUCUUGGGGAUAGGAGUGAAGCUGAUACGCAAGUGAAGAUCCAAUCUGUAAUAAUUCUCGGAAGUUUUGCGUAUGGUGGAGAGGAGAAUGUAAUGGACCUUGUUAGACAUAACGCGAUAAGACCUCUAUUAGACUGCAUAUCAUUGAAGAAUGACCCAAAGUUGAUUGAAGCGGCUGCGAGAGCGCUCAAGGCCGCUUACAAGUCGCCUGCUGCAGACAAGAGUGAUGUGUUUCACGAUGACUAUCUUCGAGAUAUCAUCGUGCUUCUGAACCCAGAUUCUCUAAGUCCAAAGACCGAUCGCGAAAAGAUCACGGCUAUUCACAUUGCCGAAGUAGCAGCAACGAUUAUUGCUCGAUGUUGUGAUACGAGCGAGCAGCAAUUGCAAAUAGCACACGCGGGUGCACCGACUGCACUGAUAAAAUUACUUACAUGUGGCUAUGCCAAAGCUCAAGAAGCGGCUUUAGAUGCUUUGGCGUUUCUGUGUCGGGAGAAUACCAUGUUCGGCAAAGCUAUUGUUGAAAUCAAAACAAUAGAAGAGUAUUCCGAUGAUAUAAAAUUGGGUGUCCUACCAACGCUGGUCAAAUUACUUGAUGAGAAAGGGCCUGUUCAGGAAGAAGCACCUCAUGUCCUAGCAUAUUUAAUCAGAGACAAUGAAAAUUUGCAAAAGGCUGCUUGCGAAGCAGAGGCUAUAACCAAGCUGGCUCAGAUUAUUACUCAGAUUGGAAAUGAAGAACGUUUAUAUUACGAUUCAGCUGAUAGUGACAAAUUAAAAGAGAACGCUCUUACUGCUCUUGCAGCAAUGAGUUCAUUGACUGACACUGGUCGCAAAUUGGUUGUAGAAGCGAAUAUAGUAACACAGAUUGUACAAGCAAUGUCGCAUCGCUCAUAUGGAGUGCGGGCUGCGGCAUGUCAAUGUACGCGGAGUCUGUCCAGAUCAGUAAACAUACUACGUACCAGUCUAAUAGAUGCAGGUGUGGCUGGUCCAUUAUUUAAGCUUCUCUCUGACGAAUCAACAGAUGUACAGACAAUUGCAUGCGCUACACUAUGUAAUAUGGUCCUCGAAUUUGCUCCGAUGAAAAAGACGGUCGUCGAAAUGGGUGGAAUAGAGAAAUUCGUGGAGUUGCUUCGGUCAUCUGAUAAUGCUCUUAGGCUUAAUGCAAUAUGGGCAUUAAAAAAUUUAGUGUGUUCCGCAGAAUCAGAUAUAAAAGAAGCCGUAAUGAAAAUAUUGACAUAUCCUACAAUGGCAAGCCUAAUAGACGAUCCAGAAAUCGAUAUUCAGGAACAGGCAAUUACUCUGUUGCGUAAUCUUGCAUGUAAACGAGCAGUGGAUAUCGAGGAAGUAUUUAAAGGAUUGGGUGAAAAUCAAUUAAUGGACAUUAUUGAAAACAAAUUGCUUCGAUACGAAGCAAAAGAAGAGAUCAUUAUGCAGAUUUUGUAUGUCAUUACUAAUAUCGCGAGCGGAGACGAACGACAUAAACAAAGCAUCAUGAGUCGAUCAUCAAUACUACAAAGCAUACUCAAAUACAUGGGCCAUGAGAAUCCGGAAAUACGCGUAGCUGCAGUUUGGUGUCUCAACAAUCUCACUCAUCCAGAAGACAAACAAAUAAUAGGAACACAAGAAAGAAUCAGACGAUUACGACAGAUGGGCUUUGAAGAGAAAAUUAAAAACAUGGCAGAAGAUGGGCAUUUAGAUGUCCGCGAGCGCGUAAAGCAGGCAUUGUCCCAAUUCUCGCAAGUAUAG